AUGGCAACUCCGAUUUCCCAAGAACCCUCUGGGCCGUGUUCAGAACAAGAACAAAUGAAUGAAAUGUCUAGAAAUUUCUAUUACGUUAGAAAGAGAGAAGUCCGUAUGUUUCCAGGCGCAACGGCUUUGCUAAAAAUGUCGAUUCAGAAGUACAUGGCGAAGUACGAGGUAGAAUUUAUGGAUGACGACCAAAAGCUUCGCGUUUUGCUGCCUCUGGAUGUGAAUAGGGAGGACUCUGAUAAGAAAUUCCAACUGCUGAUGGAAAUGCCCGAUAAUAUGAAGAAGGCGAAGCUUUUGACCUUCUUUCGUGUCGAUACGAUCAAGGAAUUCGAAAAACAUGUCCAGAUGACAGAGAUCUCUAUCUUAGGCCUCGAAAGGAGAAAUACCUGCACAAGUCGGAGAGGCAGGACCUCAAAGAUCAACGAGAUUUCUAGCAAUACACAAGGCAGAACUGGCAAAACAGAAACAAAUUCAGGGAGAAUAGAAGAGCUGAGACUCAGGAGCUAG
Molecule: messenger RNA, 507 nt
Organism: Fusarium proliferatum ET1
Lineage: Eukaryota; Fungi; Ascomycota; Sordariomycetes; Hypocreales; Nectriaceae
Exons: 1
Coding region: 1-507 (168 amino acids)
Source: RefSeq, a predicted model, not a curated record